AUGUCUUUUCUCAAGUCUGUUUUGAAUGACUCUCUCAUCAUUCAUCCUCCAGGCUUCUAUAUCAUUGGGUUUGAGACUUUUCCCUUCAUCAGUGUCUACUUGAUCUUUCUCUCGUUUGUUUAUGUGAUCACAGUGCUGUCCAAUAGUUUGGUGAUCUGUGUCAUUUUCUUCAAUCGUUGUUUACACACUCCAAAAUUUCUGGCUGUGGUUAACCUUGCAGUAAUUGAUGUUAUCUUGAACACAUGCACUAUUCCCAGCAUGAUAAAGAUAUUCCUCGUUAAAGACAACUUUAUUCCAUUCAACCUCUGUAUGUUACAAAUGUUUGUCUACUAUUCUUUUGUGUCUUUGGAGUCAUAUGCACUUGCUAUACUUGCCUAUGACAGGUUGGUUGCAAUAUGUUUCCCUCUGCGUCACAACUCGAUCAACACAAUGCGGAGCAUGUCAUGGAUUGUCAGCCUGACUUGGUUUUUUGUUCUAGGAGUAAACGCAUUCACAACAGGUAUAAUGACUCGGCUGUCUUUUUGUAAUUCUGUCAGAGUGUUUAGCUAUUUCUGUGACUAUGCGCCUGUAUUCAGGCUCGCCUGUAAUGAUUUUUCAAUGCAGUGGUUUGCAGCUUCCUUCCUUACCAUUUUGAUACUUGCAGUACCCUUUGCUUUUAUUCUACUGUCUUAUAUGUGCAUUCUGGUGACCGUAUUCAGGAUGAAAUCUUUAGACAGUCGUGUGAAAGCUCUGGCCACUUGUGUAGAGCAUAUCAUCCUUGUUGCUGUGUUUUACAUUCCUCUUCUUAGCAUAUUCACUAUUGGGUUUUAUCUGGGUCUGAUCGACCCGGACCAGCGUGUGCUGAGUCUGUCGAUGGCCUCUUGCAUCCCACCUUGUGUCAAUCCUCUCAUAUAUUCUUUGAAAACCAAAGAGAUCAAAAUCAGAGUUCUGGCGCUGGUAAACAUUUUAAAUUCAAUAAAUCCCCUCAAGAGUCUACAUUUUUUGCAGCUGCUUCACAAUAAAGGCCUUCAGUAA
This is a messenger RNA of Eleginops maclovinus (Patagonian blennie), 1014 nucleotides long. Its product is annotated as olfactory receptor 1M1-like. NCBI's taxonomy places the organism in Eukaryota, Metazoa, Chordata, Actinopteri, Perciformes, Eleginopidae. Gene Ontology annotation, cellular component: membrane. The coding region runs from base 1 to 1014 and encodes 337 amino acids. The transcript has 2 exons. The record is from RefSeq and is a predicted model, not a curated record. Gene Ontology annotation, molecular function: odorant binding; olfactory receptor activity; G protein-coupled receptor activity. Gene Ontology annotation, biological process: G protein-coupled receptor signaling pathway; detection of chemical stimulus involved in sensory perception of smell.